Molecule: messenger RNA, 831 nt
Organism: Closterium sp. NIES-65
Lineage: Eukaryota; Viridiplantae; Streptophyta; Zygnematophyceae; Desmidiales; Closteriaceae
Source: the annotation of a GenBank genome assembly
AUGGACAUGUUGGGCCCCUUCCUUACGGGUCUGAGUGAUCGGGGUAAGCUGCUGCUGGCGGGCGACCUCAAUGUUGUGGAAGACCCAAUCCUCGACAAGUCCCUGGGAGGUGGCUCGUCCGAGGAAAAUGACAGGAUGCUGCAGCUAAAUCUGUUCAGCGGUCUUCACAUGGCAGAUACGUUCCGGACGCUUAAUCCGGGCAGUCGCGAGAGAUAUGCGACAGAAGAGAGGAAGCGGGUGCGUGUGGCGCUACAUCACCUGGAGCUAACGGUCUCCGGUUUGCAGCAAGAGCUGAUGAGGAACCCUCACCUGGAUGACCUCCGCACGUUCCUGACAGAGAAAGAAUCGCAGCUGGCCGCGUAUUUGAAAGGGGAAAAUGACAGAUUGCAUUGCUUUGCAGGGGUGAAAGAGGAGAUGAAGGGUGAAAUUGCGUCGAAGGUUCUCUCGGCGAAGGUGAAGUCGAAGAAGUCACGGACAAUGAUCACUGCUUUGUCUUCGCAUGGGGUGGAACAGAGAGGAAAGAAGGGUAACCUGGCAGCUGCCUCCCAGUUCUACUCUACAUUAUUUGCGGAGAACCCCCCGUCAGGUCUGCCUUGUUGGAAGCCGGAUAUGCUGAAAACGCUUCGGGAUGAAGAGAAAGCUGGCCUUGAUGCAGAUUGGUCGGAGGAGGAGGUAAAAGAAGCACUAAAGAACAUGGCGUGCGACAAAUCCCCGGGCAGCGACGGGCUGCCAAAGGAGCUCUUCGAGUACCACUGGGACCUGUUGAGGGGGGAUUUCAUGGGUUUCAUCAAGCAGUUUGAAUCAUCGGCGUUCCUACCGGAGGAAGUGUAG